Dinoponera quadriceps is the source of this 7180-nucleotide messenger RNA. RefSeq lists its product as uncharacterized. Lineage: Eukaryota; Metazoa; Arthropoda; Insecta; Hymenoptera; Formicidae. Gene Ontology annotation, cellular component: plasma membrane. The record is from RefSeq and is a predicted model, not a curated record. The transcript has 12 exons. The annotation marks the transcript as partial.
CCUGCAAUAAAACGUAUUACGGCGACGUGGGGAAGACGUACGACCUGGAGCUGCAUCGACCGAAGGAGGACAAGGUGCCUUACAUUUGCAAGCUCACCUUCAACGCGCCAGGUGACGAUUUCGGUGAUAUAGUGCAGCUGACCUUCGACAGCUUCACCCUGGGCAAAUUCGUGUCCUUCACCGCGGAGGGAUGCCCGGACGGGUCGUUGCAGAUCUCGGAGGCGCAGCGUCCCGACGUCGGCGGGCUCUGGUGCGGCACGUCCUGGGGACCGGCGAUUUACUACAGCGAGACACCCAGCGUCUCGAUCAUCCUCAAGCUGCUCAGGCUCAGCAAAGAUCAGACGGGGUUCAACUUCGACUUCAGGAUGGCGUAUAAGAUGAUCAGGAAGUCGGACGCGGUGGUGCGCUACGGGAAUCCCUUCGUCGGAAUAACGCAGGUCGCCGGGACGCCGGCGUCGACCGAGCGCACGUCCGUCGAGUACGCGAAUACGUCGAUGGCGAUGCCGGUGCAGAUGGUCGAGCAACACGUGCCACCACCCACGAAGCCGAGCUCGGAGCAGUUCUUAGGGGACCUAAUAACCGGGACUUAUUGCUCCCGUAUAUUCACCGACUGCGACCGGAAGAAGUGCAGAUUGCAGUCGCCUAACUUCCCCGGGCUCUAUCCUCGCAAUCUCACCUGCUAUUACGCGGUGAGGCAGCACGAAGUGCCGGCGGGCAAGCACGCCUUAAUACACGUAAAACAACCCCGAGGCCAAUUGGUAGCUGUGAGGGCGCGGCCAGCUACUCAGGCCGAGCCGCCACCUCGGGAACUGCGUCUCUGGCAAGAUUGCGACGUCGUUCAGGACUACGUAACGGUGUAUGACGGAUACACCACCAGGGAGCCGGUGAUCCUGAAAUUCUGCGGCGGCGGGGAGCCGGUACCGGAGGCCAUCAGCAGCGGCCCGGAGAUCCUCGUGGAGUUUACUACCUCCCCUUAUGGCACCUUCUUACAUCCGACGCCGCCCCAUUCCCUACAUGGGUUCCAAUUAGAAGUGCAAGUCACGUUCGUCGACGCCGAGUCGCCCACCUACGCCAAGAACAAGCGCUGCGAGUUCUGGCUGAGGGGCACCGGCGGCGGCGUCCUGGCGUCGCCCCGUCACUCAUUGCCGAGGAACAGCACGUGCCUCUACCAUCUCCGCGGCUCCGGACCGACCCCGCCGAGCCCGACGCCGCCGCGACCUUUGCCGAAAUUUCCUGAACAGCGACCGGGCACCGUCUGGCGGCGACCUGCCCCGAGGCCGCCGCAGCCGCAAUUCCGCGUCUGGCUGUCCAUCCUCAAGUUCCACGUGGGCACCAGCUUAUCCAGCACGGACGAGGACUGCUCGACCACGUUGAUGGUCUGGGACGGCGAGAUGAUGCCGUUGUCCGAGUGCAACGACGUCGCCUGCGAGAAGGAACGUCAACGUUAUGCGGAGAGGAUAGGCGAUCCGAUUCAACCUGUUCUCGCGCGACCCGCGAGCAAUACGACGCUGCUAGCGAGAUAUUGCAAGGACAAAGUACCGAGGACCUGCGACCACGCUAUCCUGCAGAAUACCAGUCGCCCGUGCUCUCUGGGGGAGAGCUUCGUCUCAUCUGGCAGCAGCCUGACUAUCGAGAUGCGCAUGGUCGAGUCGACGGCGCUCAGACCCGUGAACUUUCGUGCGCUGUAUGAGUUUGUCGAUCUCCAUCAGGACGGCGAGCCGUACGGUACCGGGCCGUGCUCCCGAAUCUUCUACAGCCGCAGCCGGGACCAUUAUGCCGAUCGUAAAUUCCAAGGUCCGCGCGACAUAUUCCUGUACGGUCGAGGCGGCUCGAAGAACAUAAGCUGCGUGUACCGCUUCGAAGGAGAGCACGACGAGGUGGUGAAGCUGAGGUUCAACAAGCUCCUCAAUGGGAAUCGCACCUGCCGCAGCGUUACCAGCCCCGACUUCAAUAGGCUACUCUGCGUUGGCUCUGAGAACUUCUCGGUGAAGGUGCUCGAUUUACCCUGGCCAAACGCGCCACCCAUCCAGCGCGAUUGUCUCUGCUCGAAUCGAUCGUUGCCCAUCAAUAUCAAAUCCACGUCCAAUUUCGCCGAGGUGCGUUUCACCGUUCUGUCGAUGGACGCCUUGGAUGAUUACAACAAUCUCUUCUUCGAGGGCACCUGGGACUUCGUCAAGACGGUGCCUUGCCUGCAGAAGCGCAGAGUCAGAGGCCCGUCCGGCGAAAUCAAAUACACAUCGCCGUCCGAGGAGGACGAGAAGAACUGCGAGAACCAGCCGUGGCUGAUUGACCCCGGCCCGGGUCAAUACUUGUACGUGAAAAUGCACGGCAUAAUCAUGUCGAACAAGACGAAGUGCGAGACGAAGAAUCGCAUCGUCGUGCACACGGGCGGCGCGAUUCACGUGUCGGUGUGCCCGAAACCACCCGCCGACUCACGGCACCACGUGGUGGAGGUGUUCAGCGACGGUUGGGCCGUCAGCAGCAACGCGAUGAUCCUCGCGCCCGGGCAGGACCCGAUCCGAACCAUCGCCGUAGAAUUCAUCGUGAAAGAGCCCGCUUCCUACACGGUCACGUGGCUCGAGCUCACCAGAAGACCCUCGGUGACGGCGGGCCUGCAAAUGUCGCGGGACUGCGAGCAGCGUUGCCCGGAGCUGGACGCGUGCAUAAACGCCUCCUUGUGGUGCGACGGGGUGUCCCACUGUCCCUCCGGCUACGACGAGGCCCUGACGCACUGCUCGGUGCUGCUGCAGCUGGCGCCGUUGCACCUGAUCCUGGCUAUGCUCGCCGUGGUCGUCGUCCUCAGCGUGGUCUGCUUCGCCGUGUGGCGGUCUUGCCGGCAGCGCACCAGCCGCUCGAUAUCCCAGCACCGGCUGAAGAGCAUCUCCUCCGAGACGGCGAUAAUCGACGGCAAGGAAGUGAUAUGCUGACACAGCGACAGUUCUGUGCGUUACGUCGAGGUCGACCGGGUCACCACCGUGUGACGAUCGCCGUCCACGUGGUGGUCGUCGCCGUCGCCGCCGUCGUCGUCGUCGUCGUUUCCGUGGUCGGUUCGAGUUCCAGCGGUCCUCCAUAGCGCGGUCGGACGACUCCGCUCGGCUCUCCUCUUCCUCCUCCUCCCCCUGCUCCUGUCGUGAAGAGAGCCGAGAACCACCGCCGCCGGGGGGAUCCGCGGAAACGCCUCCGCGUAACGCGCAGAACUGUCGCAUCGUAAGGGAGAAGAAACCAGGAAGAACCGCUCCGGUUCUUGCUGAUCGGUAAACGCGCUCGAUGCUCGAUGACUCGGGUGAUGGGGCGAAGAAGUCUCUUUCGUCGAAGGAGCGCUUUCGUUCCGGCUGGCCGGCUCGAGGGGGAAAGAGAGAUGGGGCUCUCGUUAGGCUCGGGGAAUAAUGACGGGUGAGUUGAGAGAGGCGAUCCGACCAGGUGACGCGUCGAGAAUCGGAUGAGACCGUGGGGCGGUUUUUCUUUUUUUAGAAUCGAAUCCGCCGAGGUCCGUCGCGUUCGGAACGGAGCCGGCGCGAAGUGAAGCGUGUUAAGGGUGGAUUGAUUAAUCGCUGCCACUUUUCACUCGUCAACGCGUUACGCGCCGUUGCAUAAUCGCACGUGCGGCUACAUUUAGCGUCUAACGGUACGGUUGAACGGGGUGGCCCGUAAGUCGCGAAGGGCUUUAAAAUUGUUGCGACUUUCGUAUUCGUUGACUUGUUCGUCUCACUCUUUUCGGGUUCUGAAGGGAUUCGGGAAAGUAAGUACGGAGAAGCUGACCGAACGACGAGCGGGAAUCGUACCACUUUGCUUUGAAGAUCUGCGCUCGAUUGGUUUAACGCAACGGGCAUACCGCUGUCGUUUCAGCGUCAUAAAUAUUCCCCUUCGUCCCGGGACUGAACAUGGUCUCCGUGAUCGCGACAAGUCGAGUACGAAGCCCUGUUGCAGGAGACGUUCGACGAUCGAGCGACGAAUCAUUGAUUCCGAGGGGACAUUUCUGACGGUUAAAAUGACGGCGAUAUGCUCUUUGCGUUGAAACAAUCGAGAGCUGAUUCUCAAAAUAGAAUCGUACGAUUUCCGCUCGUUGUUCGACGGUGAAUCUCUUUCCGCAUUUAAUUUCCCGUAUAUACCCUAUCGGGACCCGAAGAAACAAAUGAAAUGAGAAAAUUAACGGAUACAAAAGUUACAAGAAUGUUCAACCCCCUCGUGACCCACCCUGCAUCUUAAUGUCUAACGGUACACUGCCACUAUAUACAGUUUCCUCGUCUCCUCGAAAUCAGAGCGAUCUCGCUUCACGACUUUCCACUCGAAGAUCUAAUAAGGCUACUCGGGACUUGCCGCCAGUUCAGCGGCGGAAUCCCAGACGCGACGCGGUUGGAUCGCAGCUCGGAUUCGUCUCUACCAGUAUCUUAACGUUUCCGCGCGAUGAGAGACACGCGUUCCGCAAGUUCUCCAGUUUCGCCGCUCUCGCGAUCAUCGCGCACGUGGAUCUCACUAUGGCCUGUGUGAUGCCUGAUUACUUUCCCGAAGAACUGUGACACGUGAAAGUUUCGCAAACGAUUCCCCGUCGAAGUGCCGUCGCGAGAGCCACCUCGAGCCUCGAGGGGAACGAAAAACCGAAAGAGGAAAAGAGAUAGAGAGAGAGAGAGAAUGAGACGAAAACGCGUAGCGUAAGCCGCAGGAUUCGAGUGCGAACUACUUUAACGAGGACAAUAAGUAAUAAAAUCCUAGUAGUACGUCGCUAUUACGGUAGAAUGACUCGGUGCCGCGGUCGGGCGACGCUGCGCCUUGCUCGUCGGACUUGGACGAUUAGCGCGGAAAAUUAGCCGUGCGACCGGACGACGCGCACCUUGCGACGUUAAUAACCGAGGUCGGACGGUGUAAUGAGUAAACGAUGCGGCGCGGGCUCGGACGGACGGUCGAUGCGCUCUGUUGGCGGAUUUGCGAGCGAGGGUCGCCGGUCUCGUCCUCAUCGAUUGACCUUAAACCGGCGGCUCGCCUCUUCGGUCGCAGCUAAUCUGCCGGUGGGAACGCGCCUGUCAAGUCUCGCGGAAGUUCACGAGUCGACGUGACCGGGUCCCUCCAUCUUCGUUUCGCCCGGCAACGCUCGUCGUCGGCCGACAUCGAGCUCGUGACGCCACGUUCGACGAAGAACUUCUCUCAGCGGAGGACCGUCGGCGGCGGUUCGAUUAAUCGACCAAGACGCCGCGUCGGUCCGACCGGCGGCACUCUCUCGCGAAUUAUUAAGAAACACCUCGUUCAGAGAGCCGAGACAUCGAGCGUCGUGCGCAACGCGCUAGUACCAUAAACGUUAGUUUCCUCGUGAGAAUUAAGAGAGUUCAUUCAGAGAGAGCGGUCGUGUAGGGCCGGGGGCGUACCUUCCCCGCGCCUCGUCUCGUGCUCUUUUUUUAAGGAAAGAAAUAGAAAAGGAAGAGAGACACAAAAGGAGAAAGAGAGGAAGAGAGGGGAGAAGGAACACGCGCGUGACAUGACUCACACACCACAUGAGAGAGAGAGAGAGAGAGAGGUCGUCCGUGUAAAAAAAAGAGUAAGAUAACACUAGGUAAUUCUCGAAAGGGCCGGCGAGCCGUCGCGCCAUGUCGAGUCGCGAGGUUGUUAGAUGAAUUGAGACGCCGAUCGAGAAUGUCGACCCGACACCUCUGAGGUCACUCCGACGCGCUGCGGCGCGCCGUUGCGGCCGUGGUAACGCGAGAAACCUUGGAGUCUCGUUGCCGUUCAGAGCGUUUACUGCCACAUUAAGUAGUCGAUUACUCAGCUAGCCGACGUGCGGGUGGGCGCGAGCGAGAGUGUAGUCGGUAUCUUGCGCGUGCAAGCGCCGAUCGCGAGUCGUUUCUCGUCGCAUGCCGGCCGACGAUCGUGUCGACCGUCGUCUCCCGAAAGAUAGAGAGAGAGAGAGAGCGCCGAAAUGUACACCGGAAGGCGCGAUACGGUAGCCGCACGAGGCUCUCCUCCACGUAUCAUGGCCGCAGGCCUCUUUCUGCAUCGCAGGGGCUGCGCUUCGACCGGAGGGAUGAAAAAUGCGAUCGAUCGAACGGCUGCUGACGGCGGGACGACGCCGAUCGGCGCCGAGCGCGUCAGAAGUUCGCCCGCUGAAAAGUGCCGCGACGGAGGAAGGUCGCGGUCUCUCGGCCAGCUCACGUCGAAGCGCAACCCCGCGGCGAGGAAGACUCGAUUCUCAGCUCGAGAUUUUGACCAAAAGUCGAAGAGGCGAGAUAGCCGAUCCUUAGGCGACUUAAUUACUCACCUUAGCGAUACCACGCCACUUCGAGGGCGAAGGCGGGAGGAGAGGAUUACGAUGUGUAGAACUUCAGUAGCCUGAAAUUAUGUGAUAAUAUAUAAUGCUGUUUUCCUCGGAGCUGCGCUCCGACACACUCAUUGUUACGCCGGGCGCUGGACGGCGUCCGUCGGAUCGGCGGAAACGCAUCUCGAGAGGUCACUCUCGAUCCUCUCGCGCGACGUAGGGAGGAGGGAGUCCCGUCGUCGUCGCGAGCAUCAAGGACGACGGAGAGCGGACGAACAUCGGAAGAGAGACGGACGAGCGGACUCGAGAGUGCUCGGCCCAUCGACAGGUAGUAUUGGACAGACAGUAUUGAAGCUUGCGGCAAGAUUUCUUUGACCUUUCGUGUUGACGGAUUUGGAAAGAGAGAAGCAAGUGCUCAGGCAUCGAUCUCUCUUUCUCAAUGUAUUUUCAUUGGUUGAAUUUUGCCUGUUGAACGAGAAGGGGAACACCAUCGUGCUCUUACCAUUGGGGAACGUCUUUCAAACGCGUUGCAAUCUGUGUGUGUGUGACACUGUACACAGAGAAAAAGAUUUCUUUGCGUUCAAUAACGUUUCUUCAAUCGGAACAAAUUUGUCUCUAGGAGUAGAGCAAACAAACGGAUGUUCGCAUCCUGUUGUCGGGAUAAGAUUUGUUUUAUGCGAAAUAAACCCUUACAUCACCCAUAAAUAAAUUUGUAAGUACUAUUUCCCGCUAUAUAUAAAUGUCGCGUAAAAACUCAAAGUGUUAUAACUAAAAUUAUUAUAUACGCGGGAAAUAAUGAUUAAAUUUAGCUUCCACUUUAUUUAUGCAACAUUUAUUACGCAAAAGAAGUGUUCAUAAUUUUUAAGUGCCUCUUGGCCCCGGUCUAUACGAGUCUCUACUGCACUGAGAAAAGAAGACUUAAAAAUUGAUUUGUGAAAU